UAUAAAAAGGCAACCAACCUUUGUUUGAGUGCAAAAAUGGCCAGGCUCGUACUCCUUGCCGGGUUUGCAUUGAUGCUUAGCGUGCAGCUAGGUUCUGCGUAUGAGUUAAUAUGUUACUUCAGCAGCUCAGCACAGUACAGACCCGGACUUGGAAGUUUUAAGUCUGAAAAUAUUGACCCAUGCCUCUGUACUCAUCUUAUCUAUGCCUUUGCUGGAAUGUCUAAAAAUGAAAUCACCACUUUGGAGUGGAAUGACAUGGAUAAAUAUGAAGCUUUACAAAACCUAAAGAAGCAGAACAAGGAUUUGAAAACUUUAAUAUCUAUUGGUGGAUGGAACUUUGGAACUGCACCUUUUACUACCAUGGUCUCAACAUUCAAGAACCGUGAAAUGUUUAUUAAAUCUGUGAUUGAGUUCCUACGAAAGUAUGACUUUGAUGGUCUGGAUAUAGAUUGGGAAUACCCUGGGGCCCGUGGUAGCCCCCCACAGGACAGACACCUCUUUACUGUUCUGGUCCAGGAAAUUAAAGCAGCUUUUGAAUUAGAAGCCUUAAAAGCCAAGAAACCGAGACUGAUGAUAACUGCAGCUGUGGCCUCUGGUAUAGGCAACAUUCAGUCAAGUUAUGAGAUACCUCAAAUCUCUGAAGCUUUGGAUUACAUCCAUGUUAUGACCUAUGACCUGCAUGGUUCUUGGGAAGGCUAUACUGGAGAGAACAGCCCACUGUUUGGACCACAUAGCUUGAAUGUUGAUUACAUUUUGUACUACUGGAAGAAGCAUGGUGCACCAGCUUCCAAACUCAUUGCUGGCUUCCCAACCUUUGGGCGCACUUUCCAUCUGAAAAACCCAUUUGACACUGCCAUUGGUGCUCCUACCUUGGGACCAGGACCAGCUGGCAUCUAUACAAGGCAGCCUGGAAUAUGGUCUUACUAUGAGAUCUGCCAUUUUCUUAAAACUGGGGCCAGGAGUGAAUGGUCUUUUUCAGAAGAUGUUCCUUAUGCCUUCCAGGGAAGUUACUGGGUGGGGUAUGAUAAUACCAUCAGUUUCCAGCUGAAGGCUGAUUGGUUGAUGCAAAAUAACUUCGGAGGAGCAAUGAUUUGGUCACUUGACAUGGAUGAUUUUACUGGUACAUUUUGCAACCAGGGCAAAUUCCCUCUUGUCUCUGCAUUAAAGGAAACCCUUGGAAUUGAGUCUACCGCUUGUACCUCUCCAUCUUCACCCAAAACUCCUCCAGCUGGUCACAAGCACAAUAACCCUAAUUCUAGACAACCUGAGGGCACUGACUCUCCAAAGAGCAGUGAGUCUGAAAACCACCCAAGCACUGGAAGCCACCAAAAGAGCAAUGAAUCUAAUAACCAUCCAAAGAUCCCAAACAAUCCAAAGGGAAGUGGUACUGAUAAACAUUCAACGAGUAGUCAUAGUAAUUCUAAACAUGAUCAUUCUGGCAAUAGUCCUAGUUCAACUGGCACUGGAUUCUGUGUGGGAAAAGCUACUGGUUUAUACCCAGUAGCAGGAAAAAGAAAUGCCUUCUGGAACUGUUGGAAAGGGCUUACCUAUAAGCAAGAUUGCCCUGCAGGUCUGAUUUUUACUGAGGACUGUCAAUGCUGUGUUUAUAACUCUUCUCCAGCAAAAAGCAGUGAUAAUGUGAGUGGCAAAGGAUUCUGCGUUGGAAGAUUAACUGGUCUUUACCCAGUACAAGGGAAUAAAAAUGCCUUCUGGAACUGCUGGAAAGGGCUAACUUAUCAACAAGACUGCCCUGUUGGUCUGAUUUUUGAUCAGAGCUGUCAGUGUUGUUCCAAGUCUGCUCCAUCAUCUAAUCAACCUAUUCAGCAUCCCAAGGGUAGUGAACCUAUUCAGCAUCCCAAGGGCAGUGAACCUAUCCACAAGAGUAGUGAACCCAAGGAACAUCCUAAGAGCACAGAGCCUAAAGAGCACCCUAAGAGCAAUGAACCCAAAGAACAUCCAAAAAGCAGUGAGCCUAUUCAGCAUCCCAAGGGCACUGAGCCUAUUCAACAUCCCAAGGACACUGACCCUAUUCAACAUCAUAAGAGCACUGAGCCUAUUCAGCAUCCCGAAGGCACUGAGCCUAUUCAACAUCCCAAGGGCACUGAGCCUAUUCAGCAUUCCAAGGGCAGUGAACCUAUUCAACAUCCCAAAAGUAGUGAACCCAAGGAACAUCCUAAGAGCACAGAGCCCAAAGAGCAUCCUAAGAGCAACGAACCCAAAGAACAUCCAAAAACCACUGAACCUAAAGAGCGUCCCAAGAGCAAUGAGCCUAUUCAACAUACCAAGGGAAGUGAGCCUAUUCAGCAUCCUAAAGAUAGUGAGCCUAUUCAGCAUCCCAAAGGCAGUGAGCCUAUUCAGCAUCCCAAGGGCAGUGAGCCUAUUCAACAUCCCAAGGGCACUGAGCCUCUUCAACAUCCUAAGAGCACUGAGCCUAUUCAGCAUCCCAAGGGCACUAAGCCUAUUCAGCAUCCCAAGGGCACUGAGCCUAUUCAGCAUCCCAAGGGCACUGAGCCUAUUCAGCAUCCCAAGGGAAAUGAACCUAUUCAACAUACCAAGAGUAGUGAACCCACGGAACAUCCUAAGAGCACAGAGCCUAAAGAGCAUCCUAAGAGCAAUGAACCAAAAGAUCAUCAAAAAAGUAAUGAACCGAUUCAGCAUCCCAAGGGCAGUGAACCUAUUCAGCAUCCCAAGGGCAGUGAACCAGUUCAGCAUCCCAAGGACACUGAACCUAUUCAGCAUCCUAAGGGCAGUGAACCUAUUCAGCAUCCCAAAAGUAGUGAACCCAAGGAACAUCCUAAGAGCACAGAGCCUAAAGAGCAUCCUAAGAGCAACGAACCCAAAGAACAUCCGAAAACCACUGAACCUAAAGAGCAUCCCAAGAGCAAUGAGCCUAUUCAACAUCCCAAGGACAGUGAGCCUAUUCAGCAUCCCAAAGGCAGUGAGCCUACUCAUCAUCCCAAGGGCACUGAGCCUAUUCAGCAUUCCAAGGGCAGUGAACCUAUUCAACAUCCCAAAAGUAGUGAACCCAAGGAACAUCCUAAGAGCACAGAGCCCAAAGAGCAUCCUAAGAGCAACGAACCCAAAGAACAUCCAAAAACCACUGAACCUAAAGAGCGUCCCAAGAGCAAUGAGCCUAUUCAACAUCCCAAGGGCAGUGAGCCUAUUCAGCAUCCCAAAGGUAGUGAGCCUACUCAUCAUCCCAAGGGCACUGAGCCUAUUCAACAUACCAAGGGCAGUGAGCCUAUUCAGCAUCCUAAAGAUAGUGAGCCUAUUCAGCAUCCCAAAGGCAGUGAGCCUAUUCAGCAUCCCAAGGGCAGUGAGCCUAUUCAACAUCCCAAGGGCACUGAGCCUCUUCAACAUCCUAAGAGCACUGAGCCUAUUCAGCAUCCCAAGGGCACUACGCCUAUUCAGCAUCCCAAGGGCAGUAAGCCUAUUCAGCAUCCCAAGGGCACUGAGCCUAUUCAGCAUCCCAAGGGCAAUGAACCUAUUCAACAUACCAAGAGUAGUGAACCCACGGAACAUCCUAAGAGCACAGAGCCUAAAGAGCAUCCUAAGAGCAAUGAACCAAAAGAUCAUCAAAAAAGUAAUGAACCGAUUCAGCAUCCCAAGGGCAGUGAGCCUAUUCAACAUACCAAGGGCAGUGAGCCUAUUCAGCAUCCUAAAGAUAGUGAGCCUAUUCAGCAUCCCAAAGGCAGUGAGCCUAUUCAGCAUCCCAAGGGCAGUGAGCCUAUUCAACAUCCCAAGGGCACUGAGCCUCUUCAACAUCCUAAGAGCACUGAGCCUAUUCAGCAUCCCAAGGGCACUAAGCCAAUUCAGCAUCCCAAGGGCAGUGAGCCUAUUCAGAAUCCCAAGGGCAGUGAACCAGUUCAGCAUCCCAAGCACACUGAACCUAUUCAGCAUCCUAAGGACAGUGAACCUAUUCAGCAUUCCACGGGUAGUGAACCCAAGGAACACCCUAAGAGCAAUGGACCCAAAGAACAUCCAAAAAUUCAUGAGCCUGUUCAGCAUCCUAAAGGCAGUGAGCAUAUUCAGCAUCCCAAAGACACUGAGCCUAUUCAGCAUCCAAAGGGUACUGAGCCUAUUCAACAUCCCAAGGGCACUGAGCCUAUUCAGCAUUCCAAGGGCACUGGACCUAUUCAACACCCCAAGAGUAGUGAACCAAAGGAACAUCCUAAGAGCACAGAGCCUAAAGAGCAUCCUAAGAGUAAUGAACCCAAAGAACAUCCAAAAACCACUGAACCUAAAGAGCAUCCCAAGGGUAGUGAGCCUAUUCAACAUCCCAAGGACAGUGAGCCUAUUCAGCAUCCCAAGGGCACUGAGCCUAUUCAACAUACCAAGGGCAGUGAGCCUAUUCAGCAUCCUAAAGGUAGUGAGCCUACUCAGAAUCCCAAAGGCAGUGAGCCUACUCAGCAUCCCAAGGGCAGUGAGCCUAUUCAGCAUCCCAAGAGCAGUGAGCCUAUUCAACAUCCUAAGAGCACUGAGCCUAUUCAGCAUCCCAAGGGCACUGAGCCUAUUCAACAUCCCAAGGGCACUGAGCCUAUUCAGCAUCCCAAGAGCAGUGAACCUAGUCAACAUCCCAAGAGUAGUGAACCCACGGAACAUCCUAAGAGCACAGAGCCUAAAGAGCAUCCUAAAAGCAAUGAACCAAAAGAUCAUCCAAAAAGUAGUGAACCGAUUCAGCGUCCCAAGGGCAAUGAACCUAUUCAGCAUCCCAAGGCCAGUGAACCAGUUCAGCAUCCCAAGGGCACUGAGCCUAUUCAGCAUCCCAAGGGCAGUAAACCAGUUCAGCAUCCCAAGGGCACUGAGCCUAUUCAGCAUCCCAAGGCUAGUGAACAUCCCAAGGGCAGUGAACCUAAGGAGCACCCCAAGGGCAUUGAACCUGAUCAGCAUCCCAAGGGCAAUAAGCCUAUUCAGCAUCCCAAGGGCAGUGAGCCUAUUCAGCAUUCCAAGAACAGUGAACCCAUUCAGCAUCCCAAGGGUAGUGAGCCCAAGGAACAACCAAAGAGUACAGAACCUAAAGAGCACCCUAAGAGUAAUGAACCAAAAGAACAUUCAAAAAGUAGUGAACCUAAAGAGCAUCCUAAGGGCAAUGAACCAAUUCAGCAUCCCAAGGGCAGUGAGCCUAUUCAGCAUCCCAAGGGCAGUGAGCAUAUUCAGCAUCCCAAGGGCAGUGAGCCUAUUCAGCAUCCCAAGGGCAGUGAGCCUAUUCAGCAUCCUAAGGGUAUUGAACCUACUCAGCAUCCCAAGAACAAUGAACAUAUGGAACACCCAAAAAGCAGUGAACCAAAAGAGAAACCUAAAAGUAGUAAACCUAAAGAGCAACCCAAAGACAAUGAACCUAAGGAACAUCCAAAAGAAAAUCAGCAUAAAGAGCAUUCCAAGAGCAGUGAACCUAAGGAAAAACAAAAGAACAGUGAACCAAAAGAUCACCCUAAGGGCAAUGAACCAAAGGAGCAUCCCAAAAACACUACAUCUAGAGGAAGCUCUGGAUUUUGUUCUGACAAAGUUAGUGGCUUUUAUCCCGUCAAAGGAGACAAGAAUGCUUUCUGGCAUUGUGACAACGGCAUUACCUAUCGUCAAAACUGCCCUGCUGGUCUCGUUUUUGAGCUCAGCUGCCACUGCUGCAACUAUCCACCACCUCCCACAAAGACAAAAGAAUUCUGUUCUGGGAAAGCCAGUGGCAUAUACCCUGUAGCUGGGGAAAAUAAUGCUUUCUGGAACUGUGCAAAUGGAAUAACCUACAAAGAAUACUGCUCUACUGGCCUUGUAUUUGAUGUGAGCUGUGAUUGCUGCAACUAUGCUCCCACUCCUCCAGCCAAGACUCAGAAAGAAUUCUGUGCUGGAAAAGCCAGUGGUCUUUAUCCUGUAGCUGGUGACAAGAAUGCUUUCUGGAACUGUGCAAAUGGAAUUACGUACAAACAAUACUGCUCUACUGGCCUUGUGUUUGAUGAAAGUUGUGAAUGCUGUAAUUAUCCUUAGGCGAGUGACAGUGGCAGUAACGAAGGUGAUCUUGUUCUGCAAACUGGCAAAAAAAAGAAACUUUGGAAGCAGAAAGUUGGAUUAAGCUGCAGGCAUAGAAUAAUUGAUUCUGGUCAACAAAUUGUUUACAGUGAUGACUGAGUUACCCUCACUGCAGCAUCUUUUGCCAGUUCCAACAGAAAUAAAUGAAUCACUACUCAAACAA
Molecule: messenger RNA, 6184 nt
Organism: Rana temporaria (common frog)
Lineage: Eukaryota; Metazoa; Chordata; Amphibia; Anura; Ranidae
Product: nascent polypeptide-associated complex subunit alpha, muscle-specific form-like
Exons: 16
Coding region: 37-5979 (1980 amino acids)
Biological process (GO): chitin catabolic process; carbohydrate metabolic process
Cellular component (GO): extracellular region
Molecular function (GO): chitin binding; chitinase activity
Source: RefSeq, a predicted model, not a curated record